GAAUACUAAAAAAUUCAAUGAGUAAUUAGGUCUGAACUUGGCCGGCCUACAACCAUAAGAUAAAAAGCCAAACACUCCUUUUGAAUUCCUCUUCACCACACAAUUCAUUCCACACCCCCCAGCCUCCCUAUUCCUUUUCCUUCCAAUUUCUCUCCUUCACAAGGUCUAGGCUUUCUUAAUUAGCAGCUAAAACCUCUGUGUGGAUCACUUUCAACUGAUGGGUUUGACCAGAAUUCAUUCAUAUCAAUGCAUAAUCACGGGGAAAUAGUUUAAUUUCCUGCAUUUUCCUGCGUUUUCUUGGCUGUCCCACACUAUAAGAAGAAAAUAGCCAAACAGUCGUUUUGAAUUCCUCUCAACAAACAAAAUUCAUUCCACAGCAGCCUUCCUUCUCCUUCACAGGUUCUAGACUUUCUUAGCUCAACCUUUGUUUGGAUCAUUUUCCUGCAUUUUCCUGAAUUUUCUUGGCCCUCCUACAACCAGAAGAAAAAGAUAGCGAAACAGUCCUUUUGAAUUCCUCUUUACUACACAAUUCCUUCACAAGGUUUGGACUUUCUUAGCUCAACCUCUGUUUGGAUCAAUUUCAAGUAUAUGGCCAGAAUUCAUUCAUUUCAAUGUAAUUUCACAUGGAAAUAAUUUUCCUGCAUUUUCAAGGAGAAAAGUGGUUCAAGAAAGGCAAUGGAGGCUCAAGCAGAGAAGGUCUACGUCGCGAUUGGGACCGAUAUACAAGAUGGAUUUGGGACCCUGAAAUGGGCACUUAGAAAGUGGAAUUCACAUUCAAUCUCCAUAGUAAUCCUCUUUGCAGCUAACGACGUAUCCAAAGAAUAUGUUUACACACCAUUUGGAAAACUACCUGCAAGUUCUGUUAAUGAUGAGAAAUUGAAAGUGCUUAGGAUGAUAGAGGAAAGGAAAAUUGACAAUUUACUAUCCACCUAUGUAGCAUUUUGUGGCCAUUUCAAGGUAAAAGCUGAAAUUCUUAAAAUUGAGAAACAUGAUGAACCCAUUCACAACAGCAUACUAGAAUUGAUACCCGAACUCGCGAUAACAAAAUUGGUUAUGGGAAUUACAUUCAUGAAGUCCUCAUCAUGGAAAUCUAGGAGUGCAAUCAGUGGAUCAUUUUAUGUUCACCGGCACAAACCCGAAUUCUGUGAGUUGUUCAUAAUAUGUGGAGGGCAAUUGGUUUUCUUGGGAGAGGAAAACAAUGGAGAACUUAUGGAGGAUGAUCAAGGAGUCAUGGUUGCUAAGGUCAGAGAAAAGGUUGGUUUCAAAGGUUGGCUUGAGAAAAUGAUCUCCCAAAAUUGUACUAAUGAGAAAAGUCUCCUUAGCUCACCUUCUUCGUCGACGGACAACAAUUCCCCUGAUGAAUGGAAACAUUUUUCCCAAGAGAUGGAAAACUAUUUCCAUCAAUUGUUGUCUUCCCAUUCAGAUGCAGAAGAUUGUGAAGAAGAGAAUGACACCUUGGAGACUAGUCCAACGGCACCAGAUAUGACAGAAAAUAUGAAUGCUGCAGAGAAAAUUGAAGUGCUAAAAAUGAGAAUAGCCAAAGCUCAUGAAGUGAUCCGAUUGAAGAGGAAACAAGCUAAGGAGGAUGUUGAAAGACAAACUAGAGCUGAAUGGGCCAUUUGUUUAUGUGCUCGCAGGGUUGAGGAACUCGAAGCAAGCACAAAAACAGAGAAAGCUGACAGCGUUGAACUCAAGAAAGACUUAGACACCGCGAAAGAAGAGCUUUGUGAAGUCCAGAGCGAAGUGGGAGAGAAAAAGAGUAAGCUGAAUUCGAUUUUGGAGCUCCAAGGUGAGCUCUCGAGCAAGCUCCAACUGUCCUCUCUAGCAAAAUCACGCGCAGAGGCAGAGCUAGAGAAGGCAGUGACCACAAGAGCUGAAAUGGUUCGUAAGAUUGAGGAGUUGAGACGACAAAGGGAUGUUUUGCAGCGUAGAAUCGAGUUCUGCAGAGAGAAGGAUGCAAUAGGAAUGGCCACAAGGUUGUGUGAUCAAUUGGAGUUUAGCAAUAAAGAGUACACAGCCGAAGAGAUCAGAAUAGCCACCGAUGAUUUCUCAGAGCGUUUGAGAUUGAAAUCAGCCGGUGAGAGGACAAAUGUGUAUAGGGGACGGAUCAAUUCUACGACAGUUGCUGUCAAAUUGUAUAAUGCAGUCAAUGGACCAUCUCAAGAAGCCUUCCAAACUAAGGUGAAGCUCCUCAGCCACAUUAGGCAUCCCCACCUACUCGCCAUGAUUGGAUUCUGCUCCGACCUAAAAUGCAUCGUCUUCGAGUACAUGCGUAAUGGCAGUGUAAGGGAUGCAUUGUUGCCCAUCCAUGGAAGCCCCAGAAGACGAAACAGGGGUCUGAAUUGGCAUGCUUGCAUACGGAUUGCAGCCGAGGUUUGCUCGGGCCUGGGCUUCCUUCACUCGGCCCAGCCCAGGCCCAUUGCUCACGGUAGCCUGAACCUCUCCAAAAUCCUCCUGGAUAGUAAUCUUGUUGCUAAAAUCUAUGGCUCUAAGCUUGGUUGGUGCUAUGAUGAAUCUGAUGUAAGGUCAGAUAUUCGUGCUUUCGGCAACCUAGUACUGCAGCUUCUCACUGGGACGAAUUGGGCCGAGCCCGUCCAAGAGGCGAUAAUGAUGGACAGUGCAGCAGUUGGUGGUGUUUUAGAUGAGAUGGCUGGAGAAUGGCCACUAGAAUUGGCAAUGGAACUUGUCAGGAUUGCAAAGAGGUGUUUGUCCACCAAUGAAGGGACCGCGACAAUCGCGAGAGCAAUCGGCGAGGUGAGAAAACGGGCGGACGAACUAGCGGCCAACGGAGGAUGUGAGGUGGCCAUUGGUGGAGGUGUUGAUAUAGAGGACUCCAGCAAUGUACCUAGUGCUUUUCUCUGCCCCAUAUUUCAGGAUGUAAUGAAGAACCCACAAGUUGCAGCAGAUGGGUUUUCAUAUGAGCUAGAAGCCAUGGAAGAAUGGCUCGGGACCGGUCACGACACUUCGCCCCUGACCAACUUGAAGCUCGACCACAAAAAGCUCACCCCUAAUCGCACCCUCCGUUCCUUAAUACAGGAUUGGCAUAACAAAAAAUCCAAACCCAUUGCAUGAAACAUUGUAAAUUUUAUUCAAUUUUGUUCAUAUCAUAAAAGAGCAUAUCAAGUUCAUUAGUUUUUUUUUUUUUUUUAAGAAUGAAUAUCAGUUAUGCAUUCUAAUUGCGUAAAGAGUAUGAUCUUGGCUACAAUCUAUCCCUAAACGGAUCAUAUUUAUAGUGGUGGUCGAGGAAGCUCGGCCAUUGGAUUGAUAUCUGAUUGGACGGUAUAAAUGAUCCUCUCCGACAAUUUGUCUAGUCAAAAGUUAAUCUGGAUGGGAUAUAUUGACUGUUACAUUUAAUGCAGAACAUACAGUGCCACUUGCAGGCGUCUCUGUAUUCCGACUUGCUAUUCCCCUAAUCUUGUGUGGGCACUUAAGUGCUUUUGAAACGUAAAUUUGCCACUUUCACCCGUUCCACACGACCUCAGCAUGUUUUGAGCCGAACUCUUUCCCAGCAAAAGUAUAUACAUGUGGAUCACAUAUUGAGACUCAGAAAGCAAAAUGCCCAUCUUGAAUGUAAACAUAUAGAUGCUAUCAAAAUAAAUAAAUAAAUAAAAUAGCCGACGGAUUUGAGGUUUUGUUA
This is a messenger RNA of Cornus florida, 3637 nucleotides long. Its product is annotated as putative U-box domain-containing protein 50. The transcript has 8 exons. Lineage: Eukaryota; Viridiplantae; Streptophyta; Magnoliopsida; Cornales; Cornaceae. Bases 676 to 3072 code for a protein of 798 amino acids. The record is from RefSeq and is a predicted model, not a curated record. Gene Ontology annotation, biological process: protein phosphorylation; protein ubiquitination. Gene Ontology annotation, molecular function: protein kinase activity; ubiquitin-protein transferase activity; ATP binding.